UUUUUACAUGUGUAUAUAUAUAUGUUUUGCCUCUAAUUGGGUUUGGGAUUUAAUGGUUGUGCUUUCAGGACUUUUUGAACAUGUUCUUUAAGGAUGUUUACAAGCCUAUCCCACCAAUUUACAACCUUGUUUUGGCUAUGUUGUGGCGCCACCCAGAGAACAUUGAACUUGAUAAAGUGAAAGUAGUUCACUACUGUGCUGCGGGAUCGAAGCCAUGGAGGUAUACUGGGAAAGAAGAGAACAUGGAUAGAGAAGACAUCAUAAUGCUAGUAAAGAAGUGGUGGGACAUAUACAAUGAUGAGUCAUUGGAUUACAAGACUAACAUAUCACUCAUUGAAGGGGUGGCACUGUCGGAGACCAGUGUUGGUCAUUACACGCCCGCUCCAUCCGCUGCUUAGCUUUAUUUUUGGAGGGGCUAAAGUGAAGAACCGCAUUCAUAGCUAAUCCUGUUUUUUAGUUCUUUAAUUUUUUAAAUGUGUAUAGGCUUUUUAAAGUUAUGAAGGAUGGUCUUACUUAAAGUGGAAGAUGAUGUAAUUAGGAAAAAUAGAUAUUGCUUUUGUUUUUGUUUAACUUGUAUUUUAUUGGGUAUGUGAAUAUUGGAAAUGUAUAAUUGCACUUAUACAUUUUCAUUGUUAACAAAGGUGGAAUCCAUGGUGCUCUGUAUCUCAUUUAGAUUU
Camellia sinensis is the source of this 677-nucleotide messenger RNA. NCBI's taxonomy places the organism in Eukaryota, Viridiplantae, Streptophyta, Magnoliopsida, Ericales, Theaceae. The record is from RefSeq and is a predicted model, not a curated record.